Molecule: messenger RNA, 630 nt
Organism: Contarinia nasturtii (swede midge)
Lineage: Eukaryota; Metazoa; Arthropoda; Insecta; Diptera; Cecidomyiidae
Exons: 4
Coding region: 55-630 (191 amino acids)
Biological process (GO): detection of chemical stimulus involved in sensory perception of smell; sensory perception of smell
Cellular component (GO): plasma membrane
Molecular function (GO): olfactory receptor activity; odorant binding
Source: RefSeq, a predicted model, not a curated record
CAUCACGGAACUGCAUCUAAAUUAAUCGAACAAUCACUUUCCGAGUUAAACACUAUGUGGAAAAAUGACACUCAUACGAAAUCUGCACGCAAAGCCAAGUUUAUAAACAUCUUAAGACAAUUUCAAGACUUGAACAAUUAUGCUUCGAAAAUGAAUAGAACAUUUGGUGUAAUUCUAUUAGUACAGCCACUUAUCUCAUCAUUUUCGAUGAUACUUUCCUUAUUUUGUGUCAUGGUAAAUUUUUGGUACGCGGGUAUUGGGUAUAUAAUUUUUGCUUACACACAACUUCUCUCAAUGUGCGCUGUCGGUCAAUCGGUUCAAAAUAAUAAUGGUCAUUUGUUGAAAGUUCUAUCUGAAACAGAGUGGAUAUUAUUUUCAAUUGAAGAGCAAAAACUUUUUGUAAACGCUCUGAGAGCUCAACAAAGAGCUCCUGAUUUCUGGAUUGGACCAUUUGUACCGUAUAAUAUGGAAACUGCAUCCAAAGUGAGUGAAACAGGUAAUGUUAAUUUAGUUACUUUAUUUACUUUAUUUUUAGGUAACGCAGAAAAUUUAUUCAUACGCAAUGAUGCUAAUGAGAAUAACAAAAUAAAAAACGAUCUAGUUCAUAUAUGUUUUUUCUGCAGUGCAUAG